Molecule: messenger RNA, 567 nt
Organism: Brassica napus (rape)
Lineage: Eukaryota; Viridiplantae; Streptophyta; Magnoliopsida; Brassicales; Brassicaceae
Exons: 3
Coding region: 180-464 (94 amino acids)
Source: RefSeq, a predicted model, not a curated record
CGAGCUGUAUGAUUCCGGUUAACAGAAUAAUGUGACCCAAUUAAGUCACUCUCGGGUUUUACCCGACCCGACUUAGAUUUAUCACACGAAGCUUGACUUUUUUUUUUUGUUUUUGGCCCUUUCGUUCGAGUUUCUCUCCAAGUCGAAUCAAUCGAGAAAAGGUGAUAAUCUCUUGUAAGAUGGGAGCUCAAGGCAGUGAGAAGCACCUCGAGGAGUGCACCGUCUCCAAUGCACUAGGGACAUGGGUGUUCUCAGUGGUAGGCGCAUUGGUUGCUAUCCCGGUAGGAAUAAAACGCAAGUCUCUAGGUCCACUCGUGUUCUUCGGCACAACCGGAACCAUGCUCGACAUCAUCAUUGGCGUAACUCAGUGCGAGAGAGAACACGCGGAACACCAAAAGAAGUUGCUCCAAGACUCUCAGAACGCCGAGACAAACAACAACGCAGACACCGAUUCCAUUUCCUAAAAUCUUCUUCUUACAGCUCCUUUUUGCAGUAAGCAAGACUUUUGUUGUCAGAUUUGUUAUGAUCAAAACUUGUUUCAGAACAAAGAAGAAAGCUUUUUGAUGA